GAUCGUCGAUGUUUUAAAUAGUUCGGACUUAUCGCCUUCUCUUACGAUCAAGACUACCAAAGCGUUCUCCAAAGAAUCUUCGGGCACUCGAGCAGUAAGGGCUAAUAUAGAAUCGUGAUUAGAGAUCAAAACAGUCGAUAGUUCCUGAAGGUAGUGGUAGUAGUACCUCUGUUAGUACGAGUGCUUCGAUAGAUUUAGGGUUGUUGAAUGGAGCUCCAAUUCAUCAUGGACAGUGGUGCGGACGCCUUGAACGGGACGAUAUGGUUUCCCAAUACACCGUCGCCGCCGUACGAGCAACUGUCUCCGGUUCGUCAGAACAGAUGUGACGCCAUCGCCACUCAGCACGCGUCAAUGGGAUAUCACAGUCCGCAAAAUUCUUUAUGGCAGGACAAGUACAACUCACCGAAGGAUUCUCCGGAGGACAGUGUCCAGAUUCGUUCCAGUAGCGAGUCACCUCAACACCUCAGCCCCUCGUCGGACAAUUCGCCUAAUUGCCAGCAGAGCAGCCUGAAACGUCGAGCCGGAGAGCCGUUGGCGCAGAUCACAGAGCUCGAGAAGAAGCAUGCUAGGAGAGAUGGAUCUGCGGGGAACAAUGGCUCAGGACAGGGAUGGUCGACGCAAGUGGAGGAGCUGGCAGAACAUCUUGCCGCUGAUUUCGAUGGAUCCUUGUCAGCGUUGGCAGCUUCUGACCUCGUAACAGCUGUCGCCUCCUACAACAUGAGCGAAGCUCUGCUCGCGUUGCCAUCGUUGACAGUGUUCAAGCAGGAGGCACCGUCGCCGGAGAACCAGCAAAAUUCCAAUUUAAACCACGUGUCACAAAGAACGAUCAAUUCGACGCCAGCAGUGAACAACGUGAACAGCUCCGCGGAGGCUGACAGUAACAAUAAUGGGCAAACAGCAAUUAGUCUUCAUCAGUUGCUUUACUCCUCGAGCGAAGAGUAUCCUCCGACAUCGUCUUCAGGGAAUCACGUCUCCUCCUCCUCUCAACAAGGAACCGAGCUCAACGAGGAUUGCCGUUUCCAAUACGUGCUUGCCGCUGCCACGAGUAUCGCGACCAAAGUGAACGAGGAGACGCUCACCUACCUAAACCAGGGUCAAUCGUACGAGAUCAAGCUGAAGAAACUUGGUGAUCUGUCUGCUUACCGUGGCAAAAUUCUGAAGGAACAUCCGACGUUUUUGUUUCAGUCGACAAUACGCAUAUGUUUCCACGAGAGGAGACUUCAGUACACCGAACGCGAACAAAUGCUCGCUUGGCAACGCGCGAGACCCGGUGAAAGAUUGCUCGAGGUCGAUGUUCCCCUUAGUUAUGGGAUGGUGGACGUUUGUCAACCGUCUCCGUCCAAUAAUAGCGUGGAAUUUAUGUGGGAUCCCACCAAGGAAGUCGGCGUUUAUAUAAAGGUGAACUGUAUAAGCACCGAAUUCACGCCCAAGAAACAUGGUGGGGAAAAAGGCGUGCCGUUUCGAAUCCAAGUGGAAACACGACUGCCUGGAGGCCCCCGUUUGCACGCUGCUUCUUGCCAGGUGAAAGUGUUCAAACUGAAGGGAGCUGAUCGAAAGCACAAGCAGGAUCGGGAUAAAAUAUUGCGACGACCGCCACACGAGCAGGACAAAUAUCAGCCGAGCUACGAAUGCACGGUUCUCUCCGACAUUCCCCUAGACUCCUUGUCACCGUCCAAUCUGAUCACACAAAAUGGAGGCAGCCCUUACGCUUCGACAGAGGCAAUAUCACCCCAAACUCGCCCUACCAUUAGCGGCAAUACUUCGCCGGUAGUCGCGCCCUUGGCACUCUCGGUUUCCAAUCCUGGCAUCGUCCCACUGGUUCCUGCCUCUGAUGCUGUGAAGGAAAACGUGGGAACAGCACCGGCUCUACCAUCGCCUGCGGCAAUUUUGCCCGAUCAGUCCUCGAUCGAAACUGAAGUAUCAUCAUGUUUGGCUCAAUUGUCACCUGAUGCAAAUGCGGCACAGACGACCACGUGGCUGCGUGCUGGUCGUUUCAACGCAUUCGAGUCCACGUUCGCUAGUUUCUCAGCUGCGGACAUUCUACGACUCUCCAGGGACGACUUGAUCCAAAUCUGCGGCCUGGCCGAUGGGAUUCGAUUGUUCAACGCGCUACACUCGAAAGCGCCCACCCCGAAACUCACCCUUUACUUCUCGCUAGAAGACAACGGUUCGCUCUGGAGAGUCGCCUACUUGGAGAGCCUGACCAGCAGCGCCUUGAUGAACAAACUGUUGAACACUUUAAGCUUGCCCCACGAUCGACUGCAUUCUGUGCUCUUCCUUGGUCCUCAGGGUAUCCACGUGCUGGUCACCGACGAAUUGGUGGCGAACAUGAAGGACGAGAGCAUGUACUUCGUUCAAACUGUCAAAGAUAACGCGAGCGAGCGCUACAAGCUACUUCUAAAACCUUCGUCGCGAUCCUAAAAAGGUACAUCAAUUGAUAAAUUAACUGCAACACUGCAUAAUAGAUCUCUCCCAUAGGGUGUAAAAAUUUUUGCCAAGCGUGUCUGUGAUUCGAUUGUUACGUAGUUGUGUGGAGGAGCGUAAGAGAGUAUGUUGCGUAACGAUGCGUUCUUUAUUUCGGUUGAUAUUGCGAUGACAAAUUUCCGUGGGAGAUUAUUUUUGGAUCAUUUGUACCCAAGUGUCGUUCGCCAAACACGUUUACCUUUUUAAUUCAUUUUAAAACGAUCUUUUCUAUUUUUUCUUUUUCGUGGAAUUGUGAAUUUAGAAGAAAAACGACGAUAGGGUUCACGAAGUUACGGACUUGGUUGGAAGAAACACGAGGAAAUUUGCUCUUACUCUAUAUGCAUAUAUAUAUAAUACUCACUAGCAGUUUCUUUCAGUGUAGUUAUUACUCGAGGAGAGAUCGAUACUUCUCUGGCGCUGAACGAUCGUGUUAUUUUCAGCAUUGAAAAGAUACCACACACGUAUAUAUCAGAUAUACAUAUAUUUUAUAUACAUUACUUUACACGGAAAUUUUAAUUAUCGUAAAAAUAAUAUACAUACGAUCCAGUUCGAUUCUAUUUCUCUUCUCACUUUUUAGUUUCUCUUCUUCGUUAGGAUUUAAGUAAAUCGUGUAGCGUCCGAAAGAAAAUUCAUUUAGGAAAUAACUUUCGCCGCGAGACUUGCGAUCGCCGCGAUUAUUCAACUUCUUGUGCCACGAGAGCAACUCUGAUAAAAUCUAGCAUGCUAUUGUUAAUCAUUAUUCAUCAGCGUCGCAGUUGUUACUAAGAGUUUACAGAUUUUUAACUAGAGCGUGGAUCGAUGACGCUGCUGAUGAAUACGAUCUCCGUUUACACAAAGUGUAAUAUUUUUUUAUCGUCGUGAAUAAUCUCGAUAAAUUACGUAGCCUAAACGGGGCGUGAAAGACACGGAGCCACCACUUUGCCGAAGCAAAGAACCAAGAGUAGAAUCGUCGAAAGUUUCUAUUCUUCGAUAUUUAAGAAAAGUAAUUUUUUGUUUCAUUCGUAGCGAAAGCGUUAGAAAUUAUUUAGUAAGCGCUUGACAAUUUUAAGAGUAACCACGAUUACUUUGCCAAGAAACAAGAAAAAAACCAUGUUUACUCUGUUUCGUAGUACAAACUGACGGAAGAUAAACGUUUUCCUUGAACGUCUUCGAGGAUCAUAGGGGAAAUAUACCAAGUAUUAUAAUCUAUUACCAAAUGUUAAAACAUAAGCUAGGAGUCGUUGCAAAGAAUCAAUUCCAGUACCGAUGAUAAAUAGUUACAAAUUCUCGAAACACGUACGUCGAUAGCCCACGAUACGUCCACUAACAUCCCUUCUUCUUUUUUUUCUGUAUCCUGCGUAUCGAUCAAGCGUACCUUUGAUACCUUGGGUUGAAUUAGUAGCGCGUUUCAAUGCUCAAUGCGACACGGAAACUGUGUUUCGUUUAGAGGAAGAAAAACACAGAAAGAAAAGAAGAAGUACAUCACACGAACUCGAAUUGCGUGACAAUCGAUAGGAUUGUGUGUUAGCAGAGAUGAACGGAGAAAGAAGAAACCUGUCGUUGUGUAAUUUUUAAUUUAGAUAAUUAUGUAAAAGUGAACGUCGAGAGCCUAGGAACUCGACGAACUUCCACCGUGACACGCGGAAGUUGCGUGUGAAUUCGGUUUUGCAUGCUGUUAUACUUCGAUUAGAAAUUUCGACGCAUGUCAUUGUAUGUCACAAAACGGCACAAUAAAUAUCCUUUGAUGCCAAAACAAAAACAAACAAACAGGCAGAUAUUUAUACGUAUAUAUAUACAUAUAUACAUACUGUU
Habropoda laboriosa is the source of this 4254-nucleotide messenger RNA. RefSeq names its product transcription factor CP2-like protein 1 (gene gem). The coding region runs from base 208 to 2421 and encodes 737 amino acids. Gene Ontology annotation, biological process: regulation of transcription by RNA polymerase II. NCBI's taxonomy places the organism in Eukaryota, Metazoa, Arthropoda, Insecta, Hymenoptera, Apidae. Gene Ontology annotation, molecular function: RNA polymerase II cis-regulatory region sequence-specific DNA binding; DNA-binding transcription activator activity, RNA polymerase II-specific. The transcript is spliced from 12 exons. Gene Ontology annotation, cellular component: nucleus. The record is from RefSeq and is a predicted model, not a curated record.